Molecule: messenger RNA, 717 nt
Organism: Suillus plorans
Lineage: Eukaryota; Fungi; Basidiomycota; Agaricomycetes; Boletales; Suillaceae
Exons: 2
Coding region: 1-717 (238 amino acids)
Source: RefSeq, a predicted model, not a curated record
AUGCCAUGCUCAUCGACAUAUCACCCGCUCGUCGUGAGCCCGGAGAGCACACCCAGACCCAUAGGUCUAUCCGGGCUGGGAGAGGCCGACCUGGCCAAGGUUGAAGAGGCUGUGAAGGGCGUUUCGACCCUCCACAUUGGCCUGACAAAGAUGGCGGAAGCUCAAGCCAGUGAGCACACCCGCGAUGAUACAUUCCGCACCCCCACUCACCUCUGUUCCUUUUACCCAGAGGAGCUUGCUACGCGAAAGGAAGCUCAUACUUUUGACCAGGAGAUUCGAGCUGAGCGUGCUCGUGAGCUCAGACGAUACGGCCAUCGCAGCCAUAACCUCACACUGGACCACCGUAACUCAGUGUCAGGUCCAUCGUUCCGCUCCUCACACCCCAACUACUACCCUCGUGAACGGCUGGUCCAUAGUCAUUGGCCUAAGCCCCACACCACAGCUCAGGUCAUUGCUGAGGUCAACAGCAAUGCUGCUACCAUCCUAGCUCCUGCUCCUGCACGUAUUGUACCAGCGACAGACCCCGGGCCUGACAUAGAGGAAAUUAUCGCAGCUGCCGAGCAGCUCGACCUCAAACAGGCUUCGCGGAUGCCAGAUGUCACCACCAAAGACAUUUUCAGUAGACUCAUUCUUAUUGGUAUAUUGAUAGUUAAUGUACUUACCUUGGUCCUUCUCUCAGCUGCCUUUGCGUCCAUUGGGCCAACACGCAAGAACUAA